This is a messenger RNA of Glycine soja, 1455 nucleotides long. RefSeq names its product lactosylceramide 4-alpha-galactosyltransferase-like. The transcript has a single exon. The record is from RefSeq and is a predicted model, not a curated record. The coding region runs from base 102 to 1343 and encodes 413 amino acids. NCBI's taxonomy places the organism in Eukaryota, Viridiplantae, Streptophyta, Magnoliopsida, Fabales, Fabaceae.
UAUACCAUAUGAAAAACAAAACGUGGAAACCAAUCCCAGGUCAUAUGUUCUGCAUAAGUUCUUUCCAAUUGCAACUCUAACCAGGCACAAUAAUCUAAAAGAUGUUUGUUCAUCGGCUGCUUAAACAUGCCAAGUUAUCUGUCCUCCCUCUAAUCACUUUCUCUGCCAUAAUUUUUCAUAUCUAUGCAGAUGGUAUUGUCUACCAUGAUUCCCUACACUCUGCUGCUAAUACCGAAGCUCCAGAGAAGUUAGAAGUUCACAAUCACAGAACAAAAGGAAUAGGGUCAACCCUUGUUCACAUACCUUUACAUUCCAUUCAAGAGAAGGAUGAAGCCAACAGUCGAAACCAGAAGGCUCUAGUUGCCCCAUUCAAUGCCACAGAAGAAGAAAGAAUAGCAUGGCUUCAAGGACAGCUGCAUAACUUCAAGAUCUUCAAGUCGAACAACUUGACCCGACAAUUUAAUGCUCGAGUUUUGGGAUUUUUAGGCCGCAAAUGCGAGGUUCAGUUUUUCAUGACUUGGAUUUCACCUGCAAGUUUAUUUGGAGGGAGAGAAUUGCUGUCUGUGGAAAGCAUUUUCAAGAACCAUCCCAAGGCAUGUCUGAUAAUUCUAUCAAGAACUUUGGACAGCAGACAUGGCUACAGGAUCCUGAAACCACUGCUUGAUCGUGGGUUCAAAGUGCAGGCAACAGCCCCGGACUUGUCAUUUUUGGUCAAGGGGACUCCAGUUGAAGCUUGGUUUCGUGAGCUAAGGAAGGGUAGAAAGGACCCCGGUGAGAUUCCUUUGUCUCAGAAUCUAUCAAAUCUGAUAAGACUUGCAGUUCUCUACAAAUAUGGUGGUAUCUACAUAGAUACAGAUUUUAUAGUUCUGAAACCAUUAACAGGGUUAAGAAAUUCUAUUGGUGCGCAGAGCAUGAAUUUGGAUUCUAAGCACUGGACCAGAUUAAAUAAUGCAGUUCUGAUUUUUGAUAUUGGACAUCAACUUCUGCAUAGAUUCAUCAAUGAAUUUGCAUUAACUUUUGAUGGAAACAAAUGGGGACAUAAUGGUCCCUACCUGGUUUCCAGAGUGAUUAAGAGGCUGGGGAAAAGACAUGAUUUCAACUUUACAGUCUUGCCACCUAUGGCCUUUUAUCCGGUGGACUGGAACAAGAUAAAUGGGCUUUUUAUGAAGCCGAAAACUCAGGAAGAAUCAAAAUGGGUAGAAGCCAAACUGCUUCAGCUCAGAAGAAAGACUUAUGGGAUUCAUCUAUGGAACAAACAUAGUAGCAGAUUGACAAUUGAAGAAGGAAGUAUCAUGGGAAGACUUGCAUCAGAUUAUUGUGUCAUUUGUAACAAAUGGGUAUAGUUCUUAGGUAAUAGAUGUUAUAAAAAAGGUGGAGAUUUUUUCAAUCAGGGGAACCAUAUUAUACUGUUAAAGAGCAAGACUAUCAAUAUAAAAACUCUCAUUUGCAUACUUU